AUGUUUUCUAGUCCACAAUUAUCUAAACAAAGUCCUAACAAUAAACUAUUCCUUACACUUAUGCUCAUUUUAGGCUAUGAUAUGAUGGUUGGAGUUUUCAUUGGGGAUGGGAUUCAAGAUUUAGAUUAUUUGGCUGUUUCUGCACAUCAAUAUAUUCAUAGAGGAAAUGUAUCUAAAUACGACUGGCAAAUUGAAGCACUUUGGGCAAUACAUGAGUACUAG
Molecule: messenger RNA, 222 nt
Organism: Funneliformis mosseae
Lineage: Eukaryota; Fungi; Glomeromycota; Glomeromycetes; Glomerales; Glomeraceae
Source: the annotation of a GenBank genome assembly